Molecule: messenger RNA, 1102 nt
Organism: Oncorhynchus kisutch (coho salmon)
Lineage: Eukaryota; Metazoa; Chordata; Actinopteri; Salmoniformes; Salmonidae
Gene: mrpl46
Product: mitochondrial ribosomal protein L46
Exons: 4
Coding region: 49-927 (292 amino acids)
Cellular component (GO): mitochondrial large ribosomal subunit
Molecular function (GO): structural constituent of ribosome
Source: RefSeq, a predicted model, not a curated record
UCUCUCCCUUCUUCGCAGAGGAUUGUGGGUGGAAACUGGAGAAUCAAGAUGGCAGCGCCCUGCUCGAGAAUGGCGAAUCGCCCUUUAUGGCAAUUUAUUACAAAUGUCAGACGGACAGGGCUAAAACAUACAGGAGUUCGUCAAAUUUCUCUCAGUUCCGCUUGUCGAGCUGCAACUCAGACCAGAAGUAAAACGGAAGGCGUCGCGUCGCCAUGGAAGCUGUACGGGGCGGUGUGUCUCCAGAGGCUGCCUGUCAUAUCACAGGAGCGGAACCCGAUCGAAGACCAAUUCGCUGAGCUCAUGCAUCAGAUGGAGCUGGAGAGAAGCUUGCUGUCGGAUCAUGAACAGAGGCUCUUAGAGGACUCAGAACGUAUGACUCGUAAACAGGCAGACAACUAUGAUUCAGAUGAGGAGGAGGCAGACUACGGUGGCCAGGAGACCAUCACCGCUCAGGACCAGGAGGACUCCUGGGAACAGAAACUCAAACACUUCCAACCUGCUCUCAGAGACAGAGGUAGGAGUGGGACACCGCUGGGCUCAGUGGAGAGGUGUCUAGGAGACAGCCUGGUCCUGCUGGUCCAGCAGACUGUCGGUAAAGAGACCAUCUGGCUGCUCCCUCAGGCCCAGUGGGAGGCAGGGGAGACUCUCCGACAGACAGCAGAGAGAGGCCUCAACAGCCUGCCAGAAGCUGAUUUCAAGGCUACGUUCCUUGGCAACACCCCCUGUGGAGUGUACAGGUACAAAUUCCCCAAAGAGGUCCAGACAGAGUGCUGCGUGGGAGCCAAGGUCUUCUUUUUCAAAGCUUUCCUGUCUGCAGGUUCAGCCAGUCAGAAAGAACCUUUCCUGUGGGUGAAAAAGACUGAACUGCAGGGAUACCUGAAGCCACCUUACUUGGAGAAGGUUGACCGCUUCAUACUCAACCUGUGAUGGAGCGGAUGAGAGCUGAGGGAGAAGAUGUGUUGAGAGGUUACAGAUGUCUUUUUUAGAAACGUCCUCGUUGAGUCCUGGAAGUCAUAUUUCUGUCACAGCAACUGUUGUUUUCUCCUGCCCGUCCACUUGGUGUAUAAGAGAGCAUCAUUAAAGUUUAUCAUUUGUUCCAACA